CACUUUAACUUUGAUACACAUGCUAGAUAGCAGGUCCAUUUCUUGGAGAUACACAUAACUACCUGUCUUUCUUUUGCAGUGAGUGUGGACUAGGAAUUAUUUUGGUCUUCACGAUUUCCGGGAAUGGCUCAGGAGGUGUAUUUCAUUAUUCUACUCACGGUGAUCUAUCUUGUUCAGUGUCAAUACUUUCAAUGGAACACAUCUUCCAAUAGCACACGGAAUUCUUUCUGUAGUGAAGACUGCAGGGAUUGCAGCGUCACUCCCUGUGUGACUGAGGAGUUAUGCUGUGUUUGUAAACUAAAGUCGGGAUGGGAAGUCGGACAGGAGAACAUAACUCCCUUGCAUAUUGAGUACAGAAACGUGCUUGGAGACAGCACACUUGUAAACCCAUUUCCUUCUCAGGAUAAGUCAUCUAUAUUUGAGGUCAUUCAUACAAAUGGUCGUCUGCGGAAAUUUCCCAGCAAUUAUUGUAGUCAUGAAAGGAUCUUGCAUGUUGAUUUUCAAUUUAACAAAAUUGAAAAGGUUCCCGAUUUGAGCUGCACACCUUACUUGGAAAUACUUAUUCUGAAUAACAAUGCGCUCUCAGAAAUACGAAAUACAACAUUUAACAAAAAUACAUAUUUACGUAAACUAGACCUUUCCUUCAAUCCUAUCAGGUUGAUGGAUGCAAAUACUUUCAAACGAUAUGAUGGCUCGAUACCAUACUCAAUGAAUUUGGCUAGCACUCGAAUCAAAGAUCUAGACGUGACUAAUUUUUUAUUUGAAGGUGGAACAUUCUGUGAACUUGAUUUUUCCUCGUCAACAAUUCAAAAUUUCGUUAAUGGAAACAAUUUUACGGUGUCGCCUGGAGUAAAAUAUGGAACCAAUGCUUUAGUGAACUUUGAGAAUACCCGCAUUACACAGUUACCAAACAUGACUUCGUUUGGGAUCAAAUCUGGAUAUGAGUUUUACAAGCACUUGGAUUUUAAGGUAUUAACAACGAAUCUUAGCUUCACUUGCGACUGUAUAUAUGCAAGGUAUCUCACAGAAGACUUUCCAGUAAUUAAAACGUUUUUCAUCCAAAUGGAAUUGGAUACCCUUAUCUGUUCUGAACCAGAGUCAUUGCGUAAUUUCACCCUCGCAGAAAUCAAGGAAAACCUUUUGGAUGAUAUGACGUGUGACGUAGGAUACAAAUGUCCUCACAAAUGUCACUGUUUUGAACAACCAAGCAGAAACCACACUGUAAUCAACUGCACAAAUGCAGACAUUACAAAACUCCCAGACAUUCUACCAUGGGCGAGCAAUUAUUCUCUAUUCUUCGGAGAUAACGACAUACCAUCAUUGGAGGAAAAAAGCUAUUUUGGUAAGGUUUCCUAUAUGCAGAUAUCAGGUUUAAAAGAAAUUGAUAGCAACACCGUUAAAGCAUUUCCAGAAGGUAUUGCUCUCGAUGUGAAGAACCACCAUAUACAGAAACUCCCAAAGGAACUCAUGUCGAAAAAUUCGUCGAGAAUUAACUUUGGUCAAGUUCAAAUUGACUGUGUUUGCUCUGAUAAGUGGCUUUAUCUUUGGAUACAAUCGACAAAUAACCAGCCUUCCACUGAAUAUAUAUGUUCGAACUUAAACAAAAAUUUAUCUAAUUUAACAAUUGAUGACUUUCAAUGCGAAGAGCCAGUAAAUGAAGUUCUUUUUACAAUGAUGAUAACACUCUCCGUGCUAGCCGUAUUGUUAAUUCUUAGCACACUAAGUUACAGCUGCUGGUAUCCAGAAAUGCUAAUUUUGGCCAGAAAAUGUUUCACCAAGACGCGUCCCCAUGAGAAGAAAUGUGACUUUGAUGUGUAUAUAUCACUGGAUGAGAAGGACCAUAUACAAAGAAACUGGGUUAUUAAAUGUUUAUUGCCAUUUCUGGAGUCAGAGGGCUAUAUAGUGUACCUGCCUAUGCGUGAUUCGUUGCCAGGAGAAAUUGAGAUUUCCUCGAGGAUGAACGCCAUAAAAAGCAGCAUAGCUUCGAUAGUUAUUCUGACUGAAAAAGAAUCUAUGGAAAAUUUUCGAGACAUUGAUGACACAAUUGAGAUUUCGGUAAUCAAGGAAUUCGAAUUGAUGUGGAGAUUAUUCGUUAAACAACAAUAUCGAAACAUUAUUGUUCUUAACUUUGAAAACAUUCGUAAACAAUUUACUGGGCAUAGAAUUGUUAAGGCAUUUGUUAGAACUAGACAUUUUGUCAAAGUUUCUUCGCGGAAAAGAAAUGUUCUAAAAGAAGUUCGUUCGCGGCUACACGAACCACGGGCUGGAGAUAGUAUGUUGAACACUAUGAAAAAUGUUUCCGAUUUUAACAGGAACAUUAGAUUUCAUAAGCCGUAGUUUCAAACAUUUUGGUGAUCACAAACUGGUUCAGAAGUUGUUACUUAUGUAUUAUUAGGUUUAAAAUGAUUUGUCUGCAUACUACUGUAAAUCUGAUGUGCCCUACGCUUUUCAACAGGUUACGCGAAUUUCAUAAAAGUUGCGUGUAAUGCUGGACUUCAAACACACGAUGGGACCCCAAAACAAAGAAAACAAGUUCGUAUCUCAAAAUACAUGUAUUGAGCACAAUAUAUAUAUGUAAAAGAAAUGACAGUUUCGCAAUAUAUGAAUAUCGAUUAGAUUUUUGCUUUGUAACCAUGUUUUCUAAAAUAACAUUAACACAAUCUUUGUACUUUUUUGAGAAUUGUUGAUGGUCUUUUGCAUAUUUGGCUUAAGGCUUGUCGUUUAUCAUCAUAUUCUACAUCCAGGGGUCCAUGUUUCCCAACUCUUCAUUUUGUAUUGAUUUGUAUUCAUUUUGAGAUUGAUCACAGUUUGUAUCUUCACCUUUCAUAAUCAUAUUGUACAUGUAAGUUCAGCUAAUUCUUACCUCUAGUUACGAUUACUUUGAGCUAGCUUUGUAAACAACCCAAACAAAUGCGCAUAGAAGGUGACAUUUCAGAUAACAUCAUGUUGAUCUUUUCAUCCGGUAAAAUAGGUACAUGUAAUUUAGGGUUAACCACGACUAUAAUCUGAGAGUAAACGUCUAGACUCCUGGCUCGUUAAAUAGAUACAUGUAAGUUAAGGUUAACCACGACUAUAAUCUGAGAGUAAACGUUUGUUAGUGUAGUUUGUCUAGACUCCUGGCUCGUGAAAUAGGUACAUGUAAUUUAGGGUUAACCACGACUAUAAUCUGAGAGUAAACGUUUGUCAGUGUAGUUUGUCUAGACUCCUGGCUCGUUAAAUCAUACAGAUAUUCUAUUGACAUUUUGAAAUUAUUCAAAAUUGAAUCCCAUCAUGAAUGUAACAGACUUGUAAAUACACAUGUACCAAUAUAUUUUGGAUUGGUUACUUUAACGUUGUAAGGUCCAAAUUUCGCCCACCUUGCAGAAACACUGUUGAAUUAUCGCACAUACUUUUCUUAUGUUAUGCCAUGCAUUAUUUUACCUGUUUUAACCAGACUUAUUCGGUGUUAAAUUGGUAGUUACACACAAACUGUAGCUAGGUCACUUCCGGUGCAUCCACAGACACGUGUUCAGUUCAAACUUCCACAAUCAUUUCAUUUGCCUUUGAUUGACUAUUUUAUCGAAAAAUUAUUAUUGUGUUUUACAUCAUAUGACUCCAGAGUAUUUGCAUGUUUUUAGAUUUGUGAAGGAGGUAAACACAAGAAAUACACGACAGAGCUCCAAUAAUUUUAUUUAUGUUACAAGAGCCUAAACAGAAUGUUUUAGAAGAUCUUUUAUCAUUUCAGCAGCAAUUUUAUGAACUCAUUGUAUAAGAAAAUACACAACUACCACAUCUUUUAAAUCAGCAUAUCUCAAACAUUAUUUUGAUCCUCAAUAAUACUCGCAUGUUUAUUUUCUCUUUUCAUUUAGUUCUUAUCUGUAUGUAUAUAAAUUGUGAUGUUUCCAUGUUUUGUGAUAUAAUUUCUCAUUAUGUAUAUCUGUUAUAGACAGGACCACAAUGUAAACUAGUUUAUAUAGCUAAUUGUGCAAUCCUGUAUAAAAAAAGGAUAUUAUUAUUAUUAUUAUUGUAUAGCUGUACAUUUUGCUACUACAGUAUCGUGUCAUAAGUUUCAGUGAGAAAAAAAUCUCUUAGAAA
Messenger RNA from Ostrea edulis (European flat oyster), 4074 nucleotides. Its product is annotated as protein toll-like. Lineage: Eukaryota; Metazoa; Mollusca; Bivalvia; Ostreida; Ostreidae. The transcript has 2 exons. Gene Ontology annotation, molecular function: transmembrane signaling receptor activity; protein binding. Gene Ontology annotation, cellular component: membrane. The coding region runs from base 124 to 2337 and encodes 737 amino acids. Gene Ontology annotation, biological process: toll-like receptor signaling pathway; immune response. The record is from RefSeq and is a predicted model, not a curated record.